Suillus plorans is the source of this 432-nucleotide messenger RNA. RefSeq lists its product as uncharacterized. Bases 1 to 432 code for a protein of 143 amino acids. Lineage: Eukaryota; Fungi; Basidiomycota; Agaricomycetes; Boletales; Suillaceae. The transcript has a single exon. The record is from RefSeq and is a predicted model, not a curated record.
AUGUCUUCUGUGAUAGCAAAGCCAUACCCAAAGUCCAAAGAGCGCCAGCAAGCAACAUGCUCAUCAAAACCUUCAUAUCAUGCAUGUCCAGUCAUUUACUUGGGGAAGACAGUAUCCAACUACCUUAAUGGAGUGUGCACUUGGCACAUAGUCCACAGCAUACCAUGGUCACUCAAUGACAUUGAAAUAGAAGCCAUGCUCAAAGCGGCUAUGUUGCUCACGCCCACCUCCACAAAAUGUGAUAAAUGGGACCCUUACACCAUCGACCUCAUCAUCACCAAUUGCAAGAAGCUCAAUCUCGAAGAGCCAUUAGAUGUGGCAGUUUUUGCUUGCUUAACAACCAUCUUCUAUGUGACAGCUAGAGUAGGAGAAUUCAUCAUCCCACGUCUAAAUGCUUUCGACCCGAACACUCACAUUCCACCAACUUCCUAA